Python bivittatus (Burmese python) is the source of this 8005-nucleotide messenger RNA. The record is from RefSeq and is a predicted model, not a curated record. NCBI's taxonomy places the organism in Eukaryota, Metazoa, Chordata, Lepidosauria, Squamata, Pythonidae.
AUGCACGCCGUUCCUGGAGCCACCACAGUCCUCGUAGAGCUCACUCCAGACAUCCACAUUUGUGGUCUGUGCAAACAACAGUUCAACAAUCUUGAUGCCUUUGUUGGUCACAAAAGGAGUGGUUGCCAGUUGUCUGGCACAACAGCUGGAGCUACCAGUACAGUGCAGUUUGUGGCUGAAGAAACGGUGCCAGCCACACAACCCCAAACUGUGGCAAGAACCAUCACAUCAGAAACACAAACCAUCACAGUGUCUGCACCUGAGUUUGUUUUUGAGCAUGGGUACCAAACCUACUUGUCUGGUGAGAACAAUGAGCCUCGGACAGCUACUCUUGUUACUACUCCACCAAAAUCACGCAGCAAAAAGGCCAGCACAUCAGUGGCACAGAAGAAAUUUAAUUGCAGCUACCCAGGGUGUCAGUUCAAGACAUCCUAUGGAAUGAAAGACAUGGAACGGCAUUUAAGAACACACACAGGUGAUAAGCCCCAUAAAUGCGAAGUUUGCGGCAAGAGUUUCAGUCGGAAAGACAAACUGAAAAUGCACAUGCGCUCCCACAGUGGAGUGAAACCCUACAAGUGUAAGCACUGUGACUACGCGGCUGCCGAGAGCAGCAGUCUGAACAAGCACCAGCGCAUCCAUUCAGACGAACGCCCUUUCAAAUGCCAGAUCUGUCCUUACGCAAGCCGCAAUUCCAGUCAGCUCACUGUUCAUCUCAGAUCUCAUACUGGAGAUGCUCCUUUCCAGUGCCGUCUGUGCCCUGCCAAAUUUAAAAUCAACUCUGACUUGAAGAGGCACAUGCGUGUGCACACGGGGGAGAAGCCCUACAAAUGUGAGUUCUGCGAGGUCCGGUGUGCCAUGAAAGGUAACCUGAAGUCCCACAUCCGCAUCAAGCACAACAUGGAGAAUGCCUUCAGGUGCCUCGUAUGCAAGUUCCAGUGUGGGAACAAGACGAGUCUCCGGCAGCACCUGCGCACCCACCAGCCGGAGCAGCCAGUGAAAUGCUCAGAGUGCAGCUAUUCCUGUUCCAACAAGGCUACCCUCAAAGUGCACGAGAGAAUCCACUCCAAGGAUCGUCCCUUCAAAUGUGAGUUCUGCCGCUUUGAUACCAAGCAACGGAGCAAUCUGACCACCCAUGUGAAGAAAGCCCAUCCAGAUAAAGUCAGAGUCAAAGAAAAAACAGCAGAUCAAGGGGAAGGAGAUCGGCCAAAGGAAGGCAACUCCAGACAAGUUGCCAAGCUGGAGGCCAAGAAAGCCUUCAGAUGCGACCUCUGUGAGGCCUCAUUUGUCCGGGAGGAUUCUCUGAGGAGCCAUAAAAGGCAGCACAUUGAAUAUAAUGGAACUAAAACUUCUGAGCUGGCUGUCCUGCAGUUCCAGAUGGACCCCACCUCACAAGAUGAUACUCCUAUUACCGUCAGUCAUCUCCAGGUGCCGUUGCACACUUCCCCAUAUGGGGAAGGGCAGGUCAAGAUCAUUGUUGGGCAUCAGUUGCCCCAGACCAGCAGCCUGGAGCAAGGAGGUCAAGUCAAUAUUGUGUCUCCUACCUUGAUAAGUCAGAAUCAGGAUGAUCUGUCUGGCAGUAACCAGCUGCAAAUACUGCAGCAGGUGAGCUUGUUGGCUCCGCCCCUUCCUGUUGGGUCUUCAGCAGAAAGCCUUUCAGUCAGCCAACCAACAGUCCUUCUCACGACUCACGAUCAGGCUGAUGGAAGCACACCAAACCAGACCCUGAUCUCCACCAUUCCAGUAGGUAGCCAUGAGGUCUCAGCUAACCAGGCAUUCAUCAAUGGCACUGGGAUCAGCUGCUCAGAUUUGGAAGGGCUCAAUGCUUUAAUUCAAGAAGGGGCAGGAGAAGUGACAGUGGUGAGUGCUGAAGAGCAGAACAUCUCAGUACCAGCAUCAACGUCCCCUCCACCAAUCUUUUCAUCCUCCUCUCAUUCAGAUGUGCCAAAGCAAACCUACUCCAUCAUCCAGAGUGGAGCCCAUGCAAGUUUGCUGUGUCCUGCAGACUCCAUACCAGAUUAGACUAGGGGCUGAAAAAGUCAUUUCUGUGCUCCAUUCGGUCCUAGAGUGCAUUCUAGAGGGGGCUGUUAAGUGAAGCAGGCAAGGUCAGCCUAGUGUCCUCUAAAUGAGCUUAGUUUACAUUCAUGAGAAGUCUGGGGAAGCUGCUGGCUUUAAGGAAGGAUUGUGGUAUGAACAGAUGCUCUUUGGUGGGGACAGUCCCAUUACACAGGGCCCCUUUUUAUCGCUUCCAGGUCUAAACCUCUUGUUCGGUCUAAUACAGUAUCUUUCAUGCUUAAAUGAUGUCUCUUUGGCAUGUCUUGUCCAACUUCGUUCUAGGCUUAAAGAAAUAUCCAGUGAGUCCCAUUGCAUGGAAAAUGCUGUCAAUCUUCAAAACUAGUUGUAGCCUUAAUGGGUAGCAUUGAAAAUUGUGCAUUGGCUCUUGGGCUCCCCAUCCUUUUUCUUUUUUUUUGCUUCCAUAUCUCAGACUUUAGAAUUGUGUUGAAUGUAUAAAUAAUAUAUUUUUAAUGUUUAUAAGAAUGGUCUUGCAUUGUAAUCCACUGCUGAAUAGUUUUGCACUGUGAUCAGUGACUUUAGGAGGGCUGAAUAACAGUAGCUGGAUAUAAUGUGGCAAUGUAAUUCCCAAAAGUGGCUUCGCUCUUCUGUCUUCAAAAGCAGUUUGAUAUGUAGCGGUCAAGUCUGGCAUGGAGGAAAAUGGGGAGAAACAUAUCAGUUGCUGUUGUUGAAGAUAUUGAGUAGACAAGUUAAAUUAGGUGGCAAUAUUGAGGCUCAGGGCAGAAGUAGUUAACUAGUUUUUGAAUAUCUGAUUUCUGUAUCAAGACCAAGAGGACCAGCUUUUGAACCUCACAAUACAUACUGCAGAUGGUUCACCAUACAUCUGAACCAUCUGCAGCAGACCAGCUGUGGCGCCUCAGAUUAGUGUAGGCAAGUUCCACAUGUAUCAGGGAUCCUGAUUUUUUUUUCAGAUACAGCACCUAUAGGACACAGUCGAGCGUCACCCUAAAUCAGGCCUAUGGCUUAGUGUGGAAUCCACCUGCUAUGUUUCUCCUACACCAGUUGGUCUAUGGGGAAAUACGUAGGUGUUACUCUUUACUUUAGAGAAGCAAGAGUACAACGCUGAUGUGAUUUUAUCAAGGGAUGGAGGGUGGGAGCAUAAUUGUUUUCAUUUGAUGAGGAGUUUGAUAUUUUGGGUUUUUGGAAAGAUAGAUACGGUGUUGAAGGUUUAAGUCUCCCUUUACUGCUUAUGUUCGCAAGAGUCUGUCACCAUAAUUUGAUGGUUUGCUGCAGCAUUUCAUGGCACAGUCUUGGGGCUUUAGGAUUUGGACCAAAAGGAGGAUUAGGACCAAGCCCUCAUUAAACUCACUUUUUUUAUAUGGACCACUCAUGGUAUUCCUUAUGUAUCCAGAGAAUGUAACCACAAUUUUCAGUAGGUUGUUUUUGUUUUUAUGUCUCUUCUCUGAGAGACAAGGAUGAAUGUUGCAAGCAUCUUAGGCUGAAUAAUACAUUACGUCCCACUCUAACACAUAAAAAGUGAGACACUAUCACUACUUAAUGGGAGUAGAAAACUACUUUGAAGUCCAGGUUUUGCUUGAAGGUUGCCUUAAUUUCUGCAACAUGUGAUAAAACAGCUCAAAUAUUGUAACAAUAAUGAUUAGAUAGGACUGCACAACAUGUGAUCCAUUGAGUCCAACACAAUCAUUUAUAUAGUAUAGCCUACUGGGAGCAUACCCAAAGUUGCAGGCAGAUACAUGGUUUGUUUAGCAUUUCUCACUGUGUUGGACAAUGUUCAGUCAUUAUAUUAGAACACCUUGAUAAAGUGAUCUUCCAGAUUAUGUGCAGCCCAUGGGGAAAAAUGUACCCUAUUUCUGGCCCAUUGUGUGUGGCGUGUGUGUGAAAGCCUAUAAUGAAUUAUUUUUUGUCACCUGUAGAUGGUGCUAGAACUCAAGCUGAGGUUUGAAGGGAAGGACACAUUUAAAGAAUAGGUACUAUAUGUAUGGGUAUUUCCUGUAACAAACAGAGUGAACUGUUCUGUUUCAGUACAUGUACAUGAAUACUAGCUUAGAAAAGAAAAUGCUUCCUAAGGUAUAUUCCACCAAAAGGGUACCAAGUUUUCCACAGUAAACAAUGAUAACAAAGAAGUGGUUAAAAUUUAAGUUUGUUUCUGUUAUUUUGGAAGUGGUAUAGAUUGAAGGUCUGAUGGUGCAUGUGCACAAGCAAAUAUUUAUAUAUGUAUAUAGGUAUGUUUGUAUAAAAACAUAUGGCUGAUUUUUCAGUGAAAAGUCAACAUAGUCAUCAUUCUGGUGUCAGGUAAGAGUAUUGAUUCAUCUAAGGCAAGAGAUGAAUAGUCUCUUGGAAGGCUAUAGAUGAGGUCCCAAGAGACUUCUGAAUUUUACUAUCAGAUUACCAUUUUUAAUAUGAUAGAAGUAAGGAAAUACUCAAUAUGUGAUAGGAGGGUAAUACUGUUAAUGUGUGUAUUUAAAUGUAAGUUAAAUGAAUUAAUGGGUUUUUUUCUGGCUUUGCUCACUAUCUUUUGUUUGUGGUCCUCAGAAGAACAUUCAAAGGUCAAACACCAUUCUUGGCCCAGAAGGAGGUUUCCAGCACUAGCUUUUUGAGCUUUAUCUAUAGAUCAUGGGAUCUUUGGUAUACAAAGUAGAUACUGCCACCAAAUUAUGACCUUCCUGGUAGACUUUAGAAACGGUUUAUAACACUCAACAGUUCCUUCACUGCUCCUAAGUUAUAUGUUCACAACUUAGAAUACUAUAUUCUAAAAGAGCAGGGAAGAAGAUCUAAGAUGAAGUAGGGUGAAAGAGCUGAAAAAGAGAACAUUGGGUUGGAGUGUUGUAUAUUGUACUAACCACAUAGGAGAAUAGGUGAGUCUGGUAGAAGAAGAUUGGGCAUAUCCAUGCUUUGUCCUAGAUGGAAAUGUAGAAGAUGGCCUGAGAAAAUAGGGGAGGAAGGAAAAAAUGUUCUGCUCUCUGAGGGACAGUCAGAGAUCAGAGGAGGAUCUCUUCCCUGGAGCAAAAGAACAGGGAGGGAGCCCUGUCCCCUUUAAUUCUGGCCUGGGUGAGAGCCAGGUGGGGAAUUCGAAAUGGGAACAGAAGUAUAAUAGUUGGAGGUGGAGGGAAGUGAGUGAAAUUGGAUUACAGAGAAGUCGAAUGAGUUGCGUAGGUGAGGGUAGCUGGUGGGGGGGGAAUGAAGUAUAAGAUGGGACGUGCUCUGAGGUUUUUGUCUGAUGUGGUUGGAAGAGGGGCUAAGUAAAGAAGACGAAGAUGAGGAUAGCAGUGGUGAUAGGAGGAAGAAGUGGGGGGCUUCUUAAUUCUUAAUUCUUGAACAUCUGACUUGCUGGGUGCCAGGGCUCAGGAGGGAGCUUUUGAACACCAGAUGUAUCUGUAAUAACCUAGCCUCAUUCACAGUGUAAUUGUGGAUGAAAGGACAGACCUGGCAUGAGAGCUGGGGGGACUAAAGGGAGGAAUUGCCCUCACUGAGAUCUGUCCAGCUAGGUUUUGUGUGCUACAACACAUGGCAAGGGAGAUAGAACAACAGUUGUGUACUGGGAGGCUGUGGUUAUUGCAAGAAGGACAGUACUACAAAUGGUUGGAUGUAAGGCUUUUGUGAGGUUGGGCCAAAGGGUCAAGCUGGGAGGUGCUGCUAUUGUACCAUCCUUCCAGCUGCAUUGCUGCAUCUGAUCCUGAACUGCUCAGUUUUAUUACAGGUGGAAGCUUUGGCCAUUCUGAAAGCAGUGCUGGUCUGCCCAUAUCUCCAAUCUUCCUUUCUUGGGGAAGACUAUUGAGAAAGUGGUGGGGCAAAAAUUACAGAGACCCCUGGAGGAUAUGGAUUAUCUGGACCAGUGGUAGGUUUAGACAUGGAAUAGAAAUCACAUUGGUCAUUCUUAUGGACAACUUGUGCUGGGAUUUGAAAGUACCAUACUAUGAGGUUCUCCUUCCUGAGUGGGUCAAGUCAGUGAUGGGAGAGAGGGAGAGGUCAGAUCUUCAGUUGCUGCAGUAUGAGCUACCCGAGGAUUCAGUUCUUUUAUCCUGUUUAAUGUAUAUAUGAAGCUGCUGGAAGAAAUAAUCCAUCAGUUUGGGGUAUGAUAUCAAUAGGCAGAUUGUACUCAGUUACUGUAUGUAUCUCCAUUCCAAACCCAAUGGGAGAUACAGUAGAAGUUCUAAUCCAGUGCCUGAAAGCUGUCAAAACCUGGAAAAGGAGAAACAGAUUCAGACUGAACGAAACAGAUGGGGUAACUCUUGAUUCAGAAGCUUCAUGGUUCCAGGACAGUUUAAACUUUGACUCUUCCUUUUGUGUUUCUCCAAAAAAGCAGGCUUGCAAUCUCUUGGGUCUUUCUGGAUUCAAGAGCAGGCAGAGGCCAUAGAUUGGAGAGCCUUUGCCCAACUCUGGCUAGGGCUCCGCUUACCUAGAACAUGAGAACCAUCAAACCUGCCCCUAUCAUCUCUCUGUUAGAUUACUGUAAUUCAGUUUACAUGGAACUGCUCUUGAAGACCACCCAGAAACUCUAGCUGAUGCAAAUGUAUUGAUCCAUGUGCUUAGUAUGCAGUCAUGCUAUUGCCAUAGUAUGCCUUUGCUGCAGAAGCUUCUGUGUUCCUGGGUGCAAUUCAAGGUGGUGGUUGCUACUAUUAAAGCCCUAUAUGGAUUGGGGCCUCAGCCUGGGUAUCUAAGGGACUGCUUUUCCCAGAUGGAUUUUUCCCACCCAAAGUAGCCAAAGGAUGCUUUUUGAAGGUCCCUCUUACCAGAUAUGGUGGGAGGGGUGUGAAGUGGAUAUUCUCUGUUGGGACUCCUUGCUUCUGGAACAGCUAGGUCCUGGAUGGUUUUCGCUCUCAUGGCCUUCCAGAAGCUUGUAAAAACUUGAGAAUUCCAGAAAACCCUUCAGGGACUGAUUAAUGUGAAGUGACUAGCACUAAUGUUAGUUUUUAUUGUCUGUAUUAUGAUUAUUAUUAUUACUGGUAUUUGUUUUAAUUUAUUAGUAUCUGUACACUACCUAGAGUCUACUAGGAUUAAAGUGGUACAUAAAUUGCAUAAAUAAAUGAGUGAUAUUUUGCAUUAAAAAUCAUCUCCAGCAUCUAAAAUGAUUCAUUAUUAUCUCUCCUCACUGCAGUAUUUUGUCAGGUUUAAUAUGAGCAGGGUAUAAAUACAGUGAAGCUGGUUUUGUUUCUAAGGUACUAUACUAUUUUUUCAGAUACUGUUGUUGUUCUCUAUCCACUGUGCUUAUUCUACAAUCACCAUUCACCAGUAUGUGGUGUUUGAUUGCAGGAAGAGAGACUUUAAAAUCACAUUUGUGCUUGUCAUAGCCAGUGGUAGCACCUUGCCCCCCUUGGCUGAUCUUGAAAAAUGGUAAGCAGGGUCAGACUUGAUUCAUACUUGAAGGGGAAACCAUUAAGAUAUCCCAUGGUUGUUGGCAGGGAAGGCCACAAACCACCCUGAAAGAAGGUAAUAAAUCAUUUAUCGUUGCCAUUAUAUCUAUCUAGACAUGUCCAGAUAGUCACCAGGAGUCCUGCCUGACUCAAGCAUUCUUUAACUUGGCCUUUUAAAUGUAGCUUAUUCUUAGGUGUCUAGGUGUACACUGAAAGUUAAGCUCAAAAAAUACUAAGCAAUCACUUUAUUAUCUAAAGGGUAGAAAGGGAGGACCAUCACUACAAACUUCUGCCCACAAAUGUUUCUCCCCUGCUCUGGAUGAAGAUGAAGGUGAAUGUGAGGAAAAAUAUGUAUAAUCAGUUCCAUUACUCUGAACAUGCUCCCACUAGUAAAAGAUGCGAUAUCAGUACUAAUUCAUGGAAAUUGUAAUGAGAACUAACCACCUACCCCACCCCACUCAAAAAUCAUUAAAAGAGAUCUAGAACAAAAUACUGUUUGAAGGAAAUAGCAUCAGGAAGACAGAUUGGAGAAUACAUUGUGUCCUGCAAAGUGAAUCAGAUGUUGAAUUACCAAAAAAAUGCCUAGUUUAAACUUUAGGAAACUAAAUAAUGGCCUGGAUUAA